CCUCUCGUAACCGAAAGGUCUCUCCUGUCGUUUCUCCUCUGGUUCGUCUUCUUCCCCGUUAGCCGUUCCGCGACGACGGAGGACGACGAAAUCGGUCUUCUCAUCUUAUUCUCACGGGGCUUGUGUGAUUCUUCGUUGAUAAUCAUCGUCCGGUUUCGGUUUCCGCUAUUGAAUUCGAGGGAUCCCGUUGGAGGGCGUCGUCCGGCGGCGAUUAGGGUUAAGAGUCUGGAACGCGGGACCUUUAUGCGAUUCCACCUCAUGCUUCACAGUGAAUGGAUACAAGUAAAGUGAAGCCCCCCAAGGCUAUGCCGCUGCAGAAGAUUUAUCAGACACAAGAUAAUCUCAGGCUGCCGUUGGUUCCUUCUGAGAAGAACAAUGCAAUCGCUGCUACUCGCAAGGUUCGGGAAGUUGCCUCUAGAUACAAGGAUAGGAUUUCCUCUGCUCCAAUCUCUAGGCCUAGUUCACCAAAACGAUUCCCCUCUCCAAAUGCCGUUUACACUUCCCUUGCAUCUGAAGCAUCACAGACUAAGAGGGCCCAAUCUGCUGAAAGGAGGAGACCGGUGACCCCUACAUCAAGGUUUUCGGCACCCUCAUCUCCAUCCAAUCGUUCCACGCCCUCUUCGCCAUCCUCGAGGCCUACAACUUCAAUCCAUGAUAUGGCCACAGGUGCUCAUAAUACUCCACGAAAAAUACUUAACAACAAGGUGUCAGAGGGUUUGUGGCCUUCGACGAGGAAUGUAUCAUCUUUCCAAUCAGAGCCUCCUGCAGUUUCUGUAAGCAAAAGUGAAAAGUUUGUUGCAAAUUCCUCAACAAUGCCAAGUGUAGUGGCCGAGAGAAAGUUGACUCCUCUGAGAGGAAGGAGCACAUCCAUCCAGCCAAUGGAGUCAAAACCACUUGAAAACUCAAAUGCAAGGGUCAUUGAUCAUCACCGGUGGCCUGCUAUGCAUGGUGGCAGGUUGUCUACAAAUGUCUUUUCUAUGAUUGCGGAUCCGAAUGACAAAGUUAACAGGUCUCUUUCCUUGGUAGCUGCAUUGCGUGUUGCUUCACCAAAGAAAUCUGAGCCUUCUUCUGAGAGUGAAACAACAGCUCCUCAGCCUUCCUCAAAUGAGGUAUCUGAGGAACUAUUCGAUACUAAAGGUGGAAAAGUAAAGCAGGAUGUCAAAUCACCUAGACAUUUUUCUUCAACACUUAUCGAGAGAUCAGCCUCUGUACCAAGGCCAAUUAGAACUCGGUCAUCACCCAUCCCAGUUUUAAAUUGCCCUACAUCCCCAAGUAAGGUUUUGUCGACAUCAUCGAUCACCAGGGGCAUGACUAGUCCAUCCAGGACCCGACCCUCAACUCCAAUCUCACCAUCCGAUGAUGUGACUAAUAGAGCCUCAUCUACCACUAGGGGCAUUUCCAGUCCACACAGAAUGCGGCCAUUAACUCCAAUCUCACAAGCUGGUACUUCAAUUGGUAGGGCAAUAUCUUUGUCGGCAUCUUCUAGCACUAAGGGUCUGACCAGUCCAUCAAGGACGCGACCAUCAACUCCAUUUUCUCCAUGUGGUAAUGCAACCAGUAGAUCAGGCAACAUAUCCUCAUUUUUUUCAGCAUCGUCUACCGUUAGGGGAAUGACCAGUCCAUCCAGGAUACGACCAUCAACUCCAUUCUCGCCGUCUGACAAUGUGACUAAUAGAGCUGGUGGCAUAUCUUCUGUCCUUACCUAUAGCGUCGAUUCACAGAGAGAGAAGAAUGCAAAACAUCUAGAAGAUGCUCAUCAACUAAAGCUGCUGUAUAAUUCAAGCAUACAGUGGCAUUUUGUCAAUGCCGAGGCAGAAAAGGCUCUGUCAGUUCAAAAAAUCAGUGCAGAGAAUGAUCUUCUUAGUGUAUGGGAUAGUAUCUCAGAGUUGCGUGAUUCAGUUGCUAUAAGAAGGACCCAUGUCCAGCAUCUGCAACUGAAGAUGAAAUUGGGUGCGAUUUUGAAAGAGCAGAUUGCAUACCUUGAGCAUUAUGUGACCUUGGAGAGAAAACAUGCGAGUUCCUUAUGCGGGACAAUUGCGGCUGUGAAAACUGGUACAUCACGCCUUCCUGUUACAGGAGCAAGGGCAAAUAUACUUGAUGUGAAGAAAGCUAUUACUUCAGCAGUUGAUAUUAUGCAAGCAAUGGCCUCCUCCAUUUGUUACUUGCUACCUAAGGUCGAGGGCACAAAGACUCUAAUUUCUAAGCUUUCAGCUAUUGUAGCAGCGGACAAAAUUUUCCUCGAGCAGUGCAGAGAUUUACUAGGUUUAAUAGCAGCAAUGCAGAUGGAGUCUUCCAGCCUAAGAGCACAUUUGAUACAACUUAGACAAGAUUCCAGUCAAUUACAUGAGGCAACAACAGCAAUUCCAAAUUCGUCAGAUGAUGUGAGCUCGUUCUCCAUGUGGACGACAACUUUGGGAUUAUAACAUUACGUUUUAGGCCUGUUUCCAAUUUUCUAUCAUUGGUUUCUUUCUUCUUUAUUUAUUUAUUUAUUUCUUCUUCCCCACUCUUUCUAAGGGCAAGCCAUAUUCUUUUUCAAUGUAAUUUGUCACUUUGACAAAAGUAAAAAAGUAGGAUAGUACGGACCAAGGGUUGCACAAGUCUUGUAAACAUCACGAUCCUUGUGCAUAUAAUACUAACAACUUGUUUUUAUGGCUCAUUAGAUAUGCUGGGGCAUUAGUCUCUGUUCGUGUCCUUGAUCUGUGAUUAAUACCAACCUUUUUGAGUUGUUACGAGAUUGUACUGCACCUGUUUUAAUCUUCUAUGUAGCUUUCCUGUGAGUUGUUACAA
This is a messenger RNA of Zingiber officinale, 2787 nucleotides long. Its product is annotated as AUGMIN subunit 8-like. Bases 273 to 2423 code for a protein of 716 amino acids. The record is from RefSeq and is a predicted model, not a curated record. Gene Ontology annotation, molecular function: microtubule binding. NCBI's taxonomy places the organism in Eukaryota, Viridiplantae, Streptophyta, Magnoliopsida, Zingiberales, Zingiberaceae. Gene Ontology annotation, biological process: spindle assembly; centrosome cycle. Gene Ontology annotation, cellular component: centrosome; nuclear microtubule; cytoplasm. The transcript is spliced from 7 exons.